AUAUAAUUAAACUGCAUCACCAGUUCCUUUAACUUACAAACAGAAUUAACAAUUUCACUAUACACUGACUCAAAUUUCAAAACAUCACUCAUUGUUCAAUUCAUUUAUUUUCACUUUUUCUCAUAGAUUCUCCCAUUGCAAGCAAAAUUUGUGCACCUACAUGCAAAGACAAAAUGGAAAACGUAGUGUGUGCAGCACAGCGCAAUGGGACAAGAAUCACGCUUCAGUUCCAAGAAAGGUAUAAUUUCCAACACCACGGAAUGUCAAGUACGGGUGGAGCUAUACGUGUGGAGAGAGCAAGGAAGCCAAACUCCACGCAUGGCUUCAAAUUGAACCAUGGCCUCCGCAAGAAACAACCAGGUCUUGGAGUGCCGUUGAAAGCUGCUACUGCUGAAUCAGAGGCACGAAGUCAAACAAUUUCCACAGAUCCAAUGCUUGCAAAUUAUGUACCAGUAUAUGUGAUGCUCCCCCUGGGAGUUGUUACAAAUGACAAUGUCUUAGAAGACAGAGAGGGACUAGAGAACCAACUCAGGGAGUUACAUGCAGCAGGUGUUGAUGGGGUUAUGGUUGAUGUGUGGUGGGGUAUAGUAGAAGCAAAGGGGCCUAAGAAGUAUGAUUGGUCAGCUUAUAGGACCUUGUUUAAAUUGGUUCAAGAUUGCAAAUUGAAGUUACAAGCUAUAAUGUCAUUCCACCAAUGUGGGGGAAAUGUGGGAGAUUCUGUUUUCAUCCCGCUCCCUAAAUGGGUACUUGACGUUGGAAAUUCAAAUUUUAAUAUCUUUUACACAAACCACAAAGGUUUCAAGAACAAGGAAUGUCUAUCCCUUGGCGUGGACAACCAACCUUUGUUUCAUGGAAGAACUCCCAUUCAGCUGUACACGGAUUACAUGCAGAGCUUCAGAGAUAAUAUGGAAGAUUUUCUUGAAUCAGAGCUCUUCAUAGACAUUGAAGUAGGACUUGGCCCUGCAGGAGAGCUCAGAUAUCCAUCUUAUACAGAAACUAUGGGGUGGGUAUUUCCUGGUAUUGGAGAAUUUCAGUGUUAUGACAAAUAUCUUAAAGCUGAUUUCAAAGAGGCUGCUGCAAAGGCAGGCCAUCCUGAAUGGGAGCUUCCAGAUAACGCUGGGGAAACGAAUGACGAACCAGAAUCAACAGAAUUUUUCAAAUCAGGGGGAACCUAUCAAACUGAGAAAGGGAAAUUUUUUCUAACAUGGUAUUCCAACAGGUUGUUGACCCAUGGUGAUGAGAUCCUCGAUGAAGCCAACAAUGUGUUCCUAGGUUGCAAAGUGAAGUUAGCAGCAAAAGUUGCUGGAAUUCACUGGUGGUAUAAAACAGAAAGCCAUGCUGCAGAGCUUACUUCAGGAUAUUACAACUUAGAUCAUAGAGAUGGAUACAGACCCAUAGCAAAGAUGCUCUCACGACACAAAGCUAUUUUAAAUUUUACAUGUCUUGAGAUGAGAAAUCACGAGCAACCAGCUGAAGCCAAAAGUGGAGUCCAAGAACUUGUUCAGCGGGUCCUUAGCGGAGGUUGGAUGGAGAACCUUGAAGUUGCAGGAGAAAAUGCACUUUCAAGAUAUGAUCAUGAAGCUUACGAUCAAAUCCUUUUAAAUGCCAGACCAAACGGCGUAAAUAAAUGGGGGGCUCCAACACUAAAAAUGUACGGUGUGACAUAUCUCCGUUUGUCGGAAAAAUUAUUACAGCAAACAAACUUUGAUAUAUUCAAAGCCUUUGUCAGAAAGAUGCAUGCUGAUUUGGAUUAUUGUCCAGACCCAGAGAGAUACAAUCAUUUCACAAUUCCUAUGGAACGGUCAGAGCCAAAAAUCCCGAUGAAGGCUCUUCUUGAAGCAACGAAACCUAUGUCGCCUUAUCCAUGGUACAAGGAAAUAGACAUCAUUGUUAGUGAUGCUACUGGUUUUCUUCGUCAUAUAGUCACUACUAUUUUACGUGUAUUCAAACUGAAAACAAAGAGCAAGAAAUUAUAUGAUUAAUUCUGUUUCAAACCUUGAACAAUGUCAAUACGAAGUGGAGAAGAGAAAAUAGCUUCAAAUAGUUU
Messenger RNA from Cajanus cajan (pigeon pea), 2047 nucleotides. RefSeq names its product beta-amylase. The record is from RefSeq and is a predicted model, not a curated record. Gene Ontology annotation, biological process: polysaccharide catabolic process. NCBI's taxonomy places the organism in Eukaryota, Viridiplantae, Streptophyta, Magnoliopsida, Fabales, Fabaceae. Gene Ontology annotation, molecular function: beta-amylase activity.